GCAAAACGCGUUUUGAGCAUUAGGCGCAUCGGCUUUACAUUCAAAGUCUCUGUGGCGGCGCGUCGACGGCGCGAUUUGAAGCUUUUUGAGCGUCUGACACCAGAGUUGAAAAAAACUGAACUUUCGUUUUCUGACGUGAUCUCAGAAAAAACCUAUGGAGGACAGAAUAAUUGUCGCGGUUUGCUCCUAUGAACUACAACCAAUGACUACAGAGAAAGGAAUAGAAAGGAUCUUGAUUGGGAGAGGAUCUGCGAGGAAGCUGGAUAGUCGACAGUAGAGUACUAAUCAACAGAAUGUAUGGCCUGAAUUGUGGAAGUGAUUUCUUCUUCAUCUGCCAGGACAUCCGUCAAAGUAAUGGGUAUGGUAACUAUGCCAGAGAGUAUAUUUUCGUACCCGAAGCAAAGAACUGGUCUGAGGCUCAGCAGUACUGUAACGAAAACCAUGAACAGCUGGCGAAUAUCGACGGUUAUUAUCUGUAUAACACCGUUCAUGAAGAGGAUUUUCCCAUCUGGAUUGGACUCCAUAGAGAUGGUGGAUCAUGGAACUGGACUGAAAGCCCUUCAGAAUAUAAAAGCUGGGAAAUAAGUGAGCCGAGUUCCAACGGCGACUGCGUCUCCAUGUCCUCCGAGACGUUCAAAAUGGCUGCCCGAAACUGCGACAAGCGAUUCCCCUUCCUCUGCAUCUCGGACAACGUGGUUCUGGUGAAGGAGAACCGGAGCUGGGAGGAGGCGCUGGAGCACUGCAGAGGCCUCGGGUCGUCCAGCUACAGCGRCCUGCGCUACGAUCUGCUCAGCCUGCAGCCCGGAGAGGAGCACGCCUACAUGGUGAGGAAGGUCCUGGAGGCCGACACCGAGGAGGUUUGGACCGGCCUGCGUUUCCUGGCUGGUGAUUGGCUGUGGGUGAACGGAGCAGACAUGAUGCACACCGACCUGCCCUCCUGCCCCGCCCCGGGGCAACACUGUGGGGCGCUGUCAAAAGACGAGACAGUUGGAGUGAAGCCCAGGGACUGUUUGGAGAGAAAAAACUUCCUCUGUUACGGCUACAAACAUCCUUAAGAAACCUGGUCAUCUCUGCAGCACAUUUAAGAAGAGAUUCAGCUUUUAUUUAUGCAACUUUACUUAAUAUAGAUAGAUUUUACUGAGAUAAUAUUGUAAUCUGUUUAAGAAAUAUAUUAAAAAUACUUUUAUUAGAGGUUUGUAACAUAAAUCACAAAUUAAUAACUGAGAUGCAGAUCUGACAUUUCUCAUUGUUUAAAGAAUAAAAAGAAUAAUUCAAGGAUUCACUGAGGUGCUGCCAUUUUGUUGUGGUGUUUACUGUCCUGUUGUCUUUUGUGUGAGGCUUUAAGCUCAUUUUGAUUAGUUUUGAAUUAGCUCAGCCAUCACUGCACUUUAUUUUAACGAUCCAUGAAGCUGUGUAAGCAAAUCUUUGAACAAAUAGAAAUUUUACCCAAACAUUAAGAGGAUUUUUGUUUUG
Molecule: messenger RNA, 1473 nt
Organism: Poecilia reticulata (guppy)
Lineage: Eukaryota; Metazoa; Chordata; Actinopteri; Cyprinodontiformes; Poeciliidae
Source: RefSeq, a predicted model, not a curated record